Molecule: messenger RNA, 2562 nt
Organism: Wasmannia auropunctata (little fire ant)
Lineage: Eukaryota; Metazoa; Arthropoda; Insecta; Hymenoptera; Formicidae
Product: cytochrome P450 6k1-like
Exons: 6
Coding region: 52-1524 (490 amino acids)
Molecular function (GO): oxidoreductase activity, acting on paired donors, with incorporation or reduction of molecular oxygen; heme binding; monooxygenase activity
Source: RefSeq, a predicted model, not a curated record
CUCUCAUUCGAGUUAGUCGCUUAAAGUAAACGUGAGAGAAAAGAAACCACCAUGUUGCUCGUUCUUAUAUUGGUCGCUACGGCAGUAGCACUUUUUUGGACGUAUGCCAAUUACAAGGUGAGCUACUGGAAGAGACGCGGCGUCGAGUCUCUCACUCCCAAUCUGAUCUUCGGCAACUUCAGAGAGGCCGUGCUCUUCCGUUCCGCGCCAGGAUGGCACAUCGGUGACCUGCACAAGAUGGCCCGUCCAGACGCGCCCUUCGUCGGCUUCUACAUCUUUCACAAGCCGUGUCUGCUGUUACGCGAUCCAGAGAUCAUCAAGCACGUCAUGAUCCGCGAUUUUGACAAUUUCUCCGACCGCCACUUUGCCGGCUCUAAUCAGAAGGAUAGUAUCGGCAUGAAGAAUCUGUUCGGUCUGAAGAAUCCGGCCUGGAAAUAUCUGCGAACAAAGAUCACGCCUACCCUGACGAGGGGCAAAUUGAAGCAGAUGUUGCCAUUGAUGAUGGAGACCGCAGAGCCCAUGUUGAACUAUAUAAAAGAUCAACCGGUGGAUCACGACAACGUGAAGCUGUUGGACGCCCAAGACCUCAAUUACAAAUACACGACCGAUAUUAUCGCUUCAGUUGCGCUCGGUACUAAGAUAGAUUCCUUUUAUUUUCCGAACGAGGAAUUCUCGGCCGCAGUUAAGGAGUUUUUUUACGGAUUCAAAAGGAUGAUUGCUCUCAUAACGGUGUUUUUCAUGCCUGAACUGGUGGAAGUAAUCGGUACGAGAAUGCUUUUUAAUUCCACCUUCGUGAGAAAAAUCUUCUGGAAUGCGAUGGAGAAUCGCGAGAAGACCGGCGAGAAGCGAGGCGAUUUCAUUGAUUCGUUGCUUCAACUGAAAAACAGCGAACAGGAUCCCGUUUUCAAAUUCGAGGGAGAAAACCUGCUGUAUCAGUCCGGCACUUUUUUCUCCGGCUUCGAAUCAAGCUCCACAUGCACAUCCUUCACUCUGAUGGAACUGGCGAAGCAUCCGGAGUGUCAGGAGCUGGCCAGGAAGGACAUUAAUAGAGCGAUCGAGAAACACGGCUGGACAUACGAGGCGUUCCAGGAUAUGAAGUAUCUGGAGCAAGCUAUACUCGAAGGUCUGAGGCUGCAUCCACCUGUGUCCACUAUCGACAGAUACACUCGUGAGGAUUACAAGAUUCCUGACACUGAUAUCAUCAUCGAGAAAGGCACGCCAAUAUAUAUCUCCUUGUACGGACUUGGGGUGGAUCGUAGAUUCUGGGAUGAACCGGAAGUCUACAACCCCGACAGAUUCGCCGAAGGCAAUCCCAUUCCCGAUGCCUACAUGACAUUCGGGAUUGGUCCUAGGAUGUGCGUAGGAAUGAAAGUGGGCCAACUGCACGCUAAAGUUGUCCUAGCUUUAUUACUGAGAGAAUACGAAAUUUGGCAGACCAAAGAGCACACGAGUUUUCUCGAUCCGCGUUCGACCUUCACGGCUGCGUGCGAUGGAAUUAAAUUGUACUUCAAGAAGAUACGAUAAUACCAAAUAUAAUUCUCUUCAUUGAACCGAAUUCAUUAACAGUCACUUAUAAAAAUCGAAGUACGAAUUUCGCAAUUUAAUUUUACACAAAAACGAACUUCGUUUAAGUUUGCUUAACGAAAUAUGUAUGCCAAGCAUAUUAUAUCUGACAGCGUACGUUUUGAAUAAUCUCAAAUGACUGAACUUGAUAUUUAUAUAUAAAUCUCUAUAUAUGGAAUAAAUCUCUAUAUAUGGAAUAACACGUAAUCUUUUCGGACUGUAGCAGAUUUUAUCGUUAAACAAUUACUAUCCCUUCUCGUUUAUUCAACUAAUAAUGUUCUUGUGAUAAUGUCCAAUUGUUAUUACUAUCUAGUUGUCAUCAUUUGUUGAGAGCAGCGAUUUUUAUAGUGAUUUUGCAUAUCUUUAAAUCUCGAAAUUAUUUAUUAUUUCAGAAUCAUAAAUAAUUAUAUCCUAAGAUUUCAGACAUCUUAAUUUUAUCUAGGUUAAAAUAAAUUCAAAUAUAAAAUAAGAACAAGUUUUCUGAGAUGCAGAAAUAUGCGUUCACAUGUGUGACUUUAAUUAACGUAUUGAAUAAUUUAUCACUUUAGUGUCCAGUCACCAGAUAUGCACACAUCAAGUUCUUUUGACGAAACAUUUAAGUCAUUUAAGAUGUUACAUAAUUCGCGUAAAAAUAUACACAAAAAUAUCACAGCAGGAAUUACACUUUUUAUUCCCAAUGAUUUUCUAAUUACGAGUUGCGUAUAUAUAAUAGUAAUAACUGCAUAUUGCAUGAUCAAAUACCGUUGGAAAAAGAUCGAGCACUAAUAUGUAAAUUAUUCACGACUCGUCGGUCACAGCUUUAAAUUCAUGGCCAAACUUUAAAAUUCCAUAUUAAAAAAAAAUUAUUAUUUGAAAUAAAAAGAUACACUUUAAUUUGUAGUCUUUUUAUCAACUAUUCUCUACUGUGAUAUUUCUGUUAAUUUUUAUGACACUUAAUAUGUCCGAGGAAAAUAAACACCACUUCACUAAUAAAUGACUUGGCAAGUUGCUUUGAUACUA